Chelmon rostratus (copperband butterflyfish) is the source of this 2691-nucleotide messenger RNA. RefSeq names its product visinin-like 1a (gene vsnl1a). The coding region runs from base 145 to 720 and encodes 191 amino acids. Lineage: Eukaryota; Metazoa; Chordata; Actinopteri; Chaetodontiformes; Chaetodontidae. The transcript is spliced from 4 exons. Gene Ontology annotation, molecular function: calcium ion binding. The record is from RefSeq and is a predicted model, not a curated record.
AACACGGCAGAAAUCCUGAGCUAGCGGCUCGACAGAAGAGCAGCUUCAGACGUUUGAAUCGCCUCUUUUUUUUCCGCCUUGCAGGUUUUUUGGACCUCUCCAGACAUCAGACCGGACUUCUCCCGUUCACUCUCCUAAGGCAAAAUGGGGAAACAGAACAGCAAGCUGACCCCUGAAGUGAUGGAGGACCUGGUGAAGAACACAGAGUUUAACGAGCACGAGCUGAAGCAGUGGUACAAGGGUUUCCUGAAGGACUGCCCCACCGGCCGGCUCAACCUGGAGGAGUUCCAGCAGCUCUACGUCAAGUUCUUCCCUUACGGCGACGCGUCCAAGUUCGCCCAGCACGCCUUCAGGACCUUCGACAAGAACGGCGACGGCACCAUCGACUUCAGAGAGUUCAUCUGCGCGCUGUCCAUCACAUCACGAGGCAGCUUCGAGCAGAAGCUCAACUGGGCCUUCAACAUGUACGACCUGGACGGAGACGGCAAGAUCACGCGGGUGGAGAUGCUGGAGAUCAUCGAGGCGAUCUACAAGAUGGUGGGCACUGUGAUCAUGAUGAAAAUGAACGAGGACGGCCUGACGCCCGAGCAGCGGGUGGACAAGAUCUUCUCCAAGAUGGAUAAGAACAACGACGACCAGAUCUCGCUGGAGGAGUUCAAAGAGGCGGCCAAGAGCGACCCGUCCAUCGUAUUACUGCUGCAGUGCGACCUCCAGAAAUAGGCCGGAGGGCGAGCGCAGCGCUCCACCAGCCGCCACGGACUGCACAGAAAGAAUUCCAUGUUCCAUUCAGUUUGCAGCUAUUUCCACUGAAAAAAAUAAUAAUAAUAUAUGCUUGGACUACCUUUCAAUGGAUCUGCUUCUUGUGUUUGAAACACUCGUGUGCAUGAGAAUGUUAUUUGCUAUAAAAAGAUCUACACACAAACAUGUAACAGCGUGCGGGUGCGAGGGCGCGGGUGCACACUCGCGCCGCAAACACACAAACACACUCACAGGACAUACACACACUACAUACGAACACCUCGCACAAAUAAUAUAUAUAUAGAUAUAUAUAUAUAAAUAUGAAUAUAUAUUUAAAUUAUUCAAAGAUCAACUGCCAAAAUGUGAAGUGUGCAAAAUAUUUUCCAUACAGUUUCAUUCUACUGGAGCUUGGGCAUCAGUGAUGUGCCGCGUUGAAUUUGCCGCUACUCUAUUUAUCGUUGCGCGUUUACUGACGCUAGCUGUAUGUGUUUCAUAAUACUGAGUAAUGUCGACUGAACCAAAUUCCUAUGAUAAUGUAUCUGCCUCCAAUAAGACACUCUAUCCAUCGUCUCCAAUAUUAGCUCUAGAGGAGAUGGAUUAACGUUUGUCCAACUUUUCCUUCCAAAACAUGCUUGUACUGUCAGUAAAGAAAAUGUAAGCGUAGUUAAUUUGCAUGCCUUUAGGUUCUGCCUUAACAAUCUCCUCAUUUUGCAUCCUGUGAUUGCAGACAGAAAGCCUUAUCGGAGCAGUGAUACUCGGGAGAAACCGCGAGAAAAGGUUUUUGCCGGGUUGGGAGUAAAAAAAAUCACGUUGCAGUAGGUCCCUCUACAAGUAUCGUCGUAUGGGAUGUAAUUUUUGUGACCUGUCGAGAAGUUUUCUUUUGACUGCUUUAACUGUGGGAGCAUGUUUCCUCGUAGAUUAGACGUAGUAUAUGUUGCUAAGAACUAAAUCCCUGCCCCUGCGCGUUUAAACACACUAUCCCAUGACAAGUGAGCAGAUGAUGAAUGUGGAGGAAUCCAUCAUUUUGAACCAGGACGUAAAAAGAGACAAACUGAUUUGAAGCAAACGGAGGCAACAGAGAUCAAGCAUUUACAUCCGGAUUCCCUGGAGGACGAGUGACGCCGCCCUUAGCUGGAGUCACACUAGAUUAGAAGGAAGAACUAAGUAUUCAUCUAUAGGUGGAGAGCAUUGUUAUCAAACUUAGUUACGUGCCACCAUCACAUCCACUAGUUUCCAAUUAGCCUGCGGGUUGCAUAUCAAUAUGUUGAAUUUAGAGGGGUUUUUUUAGACUCUUUGAGCAUUGGAGGGGAGAAGAGAUGAGGUCUGUGCAGCAUUUGAAGCUUUUCGUUUGUGUUUUUCAGUGGAAGUAAAUGAGUGCUACGUGGUGAGAGGAGCAGUGAAUGGCGUUUCAUUAUACACUGUAACUAGUAGAGGACAGCCCUUACUGUUAAGCCAUGUUUUUAGUAGGUUGGACAAUUUGCCCUCCCUGACCCUCGAACUAUUUCUCUCUUACCAAUCAGUCAAUCUUUUUGUACUUUUUUACUCCCCUCUCUCACACAUUGUACACGUACUGAUGCAUACUAAAUGUAGAGAAGUUCAGUGUGACACCUCUUACAAACGAUUCGGAAAUAAGACGUAAAUAGGUUUACCUGGCCCGGUCUGAAAGCACCGCAGACCCUUUCCAACCUGCAUUAACGCGAGCAAGGAGGUCAAAGGAGAUGAGAUAUGUCACAACACGCAGUGCUGCAAUAAAGAUCCAGCGCACCAGUCCAUCGUCAUCUCUCAGCAGUGUGGCUUGUUUCUAAUCUGAACUUCUUUACAUGAACAUCUUUGGCCAGACAAUGUUUCUAAUUCCAACUCCGUUGUUACUAUUAUUGCUAUCAGGAUACCAAAUGUAAGCAAAGGCAAACGUGUACAAGGAUUCUUUUGUAGCAUGUAUUGUGUCCCUGACGA